AUGUCAGCACAACUCCCACCUAAGCUUAAGCCUGCCGCUCGGGUUGCAGGUCAAAGACAAGAUGUCUGGUCUAUCGUUAACGAGGCGGCGGCGGCCUCUCCAAAGCAGCCUAUCGUGAACAUGGGACAGGGCUUCUUCGGCUAUAACCCGCCGCCUUUCAUUAUCAAUGCUGCCAAGUCGGCUUUGGAUCGAGUAGACUGUAACCAGUACAGUCCUACGAAGGGUAGGCCGCGACUAAAGAAGGCUAUCGCAGAUGCCUACGAACCCUUCUGGGGACGGAAGCUCAACCCGGAGACUGAAGUUACUAUCACCACUGGAGCGAAUGAAGGCAUGUUGAGUGCAUUCAUGGCUUUCAUUGAACCUGGAGAUGAGGUCAUUAUUUUUGAGCCGUUCUUUGACCAAUACAUCAGCAACAUUGAGAUGCCCGGUGGGAAGAUUGUAUACGUCCCUCUACACCCGCCAAAAGAUGGAGCGACACGUACUUCGUCGUCUGCUGAGUGGGCCGUCGACUUUGAAGAGCUUGAGAAGGCUAUUACGCCCAAGACGAAAAUGAUUGUCAUCAAUACGCCUCAUAACCCUGUUGGCAAAGUCUUCUCAAAGGAGGAACUUCAGAGAAUAGGAGACAUCUGCGUCAAGAACGAGAUUAUCAUUCUCUCCGACGAAGUGUAUGACCGCCUUUACUACACACCCUUUACGAGGAUUGCAACACUCUCGCCUGAGAUCGAGAACUUAACACUGACCGUCGGCUCGGCUGGUAAAAACUUCUAUGCCACCGGAUGGCGAGUGGGCUGGCUCAUGGGUCCCGAACACCUGAUCCGCUACGUCUCCGCGGCACACACGCGCAUCUGCUACUCGUCUGUUUCGCCAUUACAAGAAGCCUGCGCAGUUGGCUUCGAACAAGCCGAAGCCGAAGGAUUCUGGGAAGAGACGGUCCGGGACAUGAAGAGCAAGAUGAAGCUAUUCAACGAAGUAUGGGACGAGCUAGGCCUGUCGUACACAGACCCCGAGGGCGGGUAUUUCGUGAUGGUGAACAUGCAGAAGGUCAAGUUGCCAGAGGAUUACCCGUUCCCGCCACACGUAGCAAGUCGACCCCGCGACUUCAAGCUCUCCUGGUUUCUGAUCCAGGAGGUUGGUGUGGCUGCUAUCCCGCCUACGGAGUUUUACACCGAUUCCAACGCGCAUAUUGCGCAGGAUUAUAUCCGUUUUGCGGUGUGCAAGGAGGAUCAUAUUUUAGAGACGGCGAAAGAACGGCUUAGGGGAUUGAAGAAGUACAUAGAGGGUUAG
Daldinia childiae is the source of this 1284-nucleotide messenger RNA. RefSeq names its product putative aminotransferase C6B12.04c. Gene Ontology annotation, cellular component: mitochondrion; cytoplasm. The coding region runs from base 1 to 1284 and encodes 427 amino acids. The record is from RefSeq and is a predicted model, not a curated record. Gene Ontology annotation, biological process: biosynthetic process. The transcript is spliced from 5 exons. Gene Ontology annotation, molecular function: L-kynurenine:2-oxoglutarate transaminase activity; pyridoxal phosphate binding. Lineage: Eukaryota; Fungi; Ascomycota; Sordariomycetes; Xylariales; Hypoxylaceae.